GCCGCACUAUUCAGCUGAUCAGUCUUGUUCGAAUUGUUGGCGCGAGCGGAUGACAGCGGCAUUUAACUUAAGCGGAGUGUCCCACGAUAUUAAGUAUUUGAGCAUUAUUUUUUUCUUCGAACUUGAGUUUUAAAGUUUUAAUGUCACAACAUUUUAUGCAUCUUAGUGAGAUAAGUGGAUGAAAAUAAAAGUAUAACUAAUCGAUGAAAAUUGUAGACCUACGGCGAAUGCGCACUAUCAAAAGCAUCAUCACACACCACAGACUGCAGUCACAGUAGCAUCAUCUUCAUCAGUAACGUGUGCGAAGACGACGGCGCGACGACAUUGAAUUUUUUUUUCUCAGAUUUUAUAAUUAAAAUCGAGUUCGUUGCUCAGCUCUUUUGUUUAAGUCAAUGUUCGAGUGCUUGAUUUGAUUUUAUUUGCUUGUUUUUGUGAGUUUUUGAUGUGUUUUUUCAUAUUUAAGUAAAUAUUAUAAAAUGAGAUAAUAUUUUGAUGUUUGAAGAGUUAAUGAGUGAAUAAAACAUGCUGUGGCAUUAUUUUAUUGAUUCCCUCGCGUGUUGAGCUUUUCAAAAAAAAAAAAAAUAUGAAUGUUGUGAUUUGAUAGUAAUUUCAAGAAGAAUCCAAUAAUUGUCCUUUAAGUACCCUUAAGUAAAAUGGCGUUAGCUAACUUUUCAUUACCCUUUGGUAAUGGUAUUUCAGCAGCGCAUAAUUGGGCAGCAACUUUAAGUCCAAUUCAACAAGUUCAACGUAAUUCCAAUACCAAUAAUCUACUAUUUGGCCCAGCUGGCCACCAGGAGCAUGAUGCAGUACCGACGGAUUAUUACAAGAAUAAUCCAUACUUAGCACCUCAUAACCAACAACAGUAUCAAUAUAAUAACAAUAAUAAUCGUCGCAAAGGUGGACAAACCUAUUUACCACCUAUUCCUCCAACAAGCCCAGGAGCUCCUCAUCAGCAAAAUUAUGAUCAGCGACAAAAGCAAUUUAAUCAUCAAAAUCAACAACAAGGUGCUGGAAAUUAUCAACAGCAUUCUAUAGGAUCUCAACAACAACAACAGCAGCAGCAACCACAACAACCAUCAUCAAGGACCUACGGAGAAAAUAGUUACUCUCAAUUUCCUUCCACCCAACCUCAACAACCAUCACCGCCAGCUACUGUUCAAGUUACACGUUCACAACAGCAGCAAUAUUACACAAGUUCAUAUAAUACUCAAACUCAUACAGCAUUUUCAGCUGGAACUGCAGAUGCAAGUCAGCAGGAAGUUGAAGGUGGUGGCUAUGGGGUAGCUAAUCAACCGAAUUCAAAUAAUGACCAACCUCAAGAAGUUGAAACUGCAAGACCUCCAGUUAAUACACCUGCUCCAAUUAUUCCAACUCCUGCUAGUAAUGGGAAUUCGAAUGAUCCGUAUCCAGAACGUCCACCUGGAUUUACAAGAGUUCAGGCUGGACAAGGAUCACGCACCCAAGUUCACGCUGUUCUUGAUUAUGAUGUUGAAGAGGGCGAAGAAGAUGACUAUUACGAUGCAGAGGAUAAUGGAUCACCAGUUAGUAAAAAUGGUGAUAAGAAAUCAAUGCCAACUGUAACACCAAUUCAAGGGCCAAUAUUUUUAAAGAACGGUUCAGUACCGGUAGUGCCAUUGUUCUCCUAUCCUACUGUCAACAAUGGAAGUUUUGUUCAAAUUCCGAUCUGGUGGACAGCGCUUUCAGUUGCUCUGGGCCUAGACGUAAGAGGUGAUGUUAUCAAAGGAGUGCCAUGUAUUAAAAGAUAUCAUCAAUUGUUUUGUCCAACAGCAGGAAAUAGUUAUCCAAUUGACAAAAUCGAACGAUUUAUUGACGAUAAUAAGGCUCUGAUGCGGCGGAUGUACGGAGAUUUUGAAAUGAAUAUGGAUUCAGGAGGACCGAAACAGCAGACAAAACGACGGAGACGUUUCAUUGAUGAACCAGAUAUGUUUAUACCGCCUGGAGCAUAUCCAGCGGUACCGGAAGAUAUAGAUAGUGAUCAUGAACCGGAUCGGGGUGAUACAUACUUUGGAAAGCUGCGUAAUAAGCGACAGUCUUCAAAUCGAAGUCCUAAGCCGCCAUUCAAUAGAGAUAGUAACAAUGCGGGACAGAGUGGUUCACCGACUGGGAGACUGGACGCAUGUGAAUCAAAAAUAGAAAUCGUAACGCCAUACUGGGCUUCAAAUUCGGCGGGAAAAAUUCGAGCAAUUGUUAAUACGCAACAUUUCGAACAGGCGAUUCAUCAAGAAAUUUGCUCAAAAGCCCGUACAAAUAGAUGUGAAAAAGACUGUGGGUGUGAGCAGAAAUACAAAUGGCAUCGUUUAUUAGCUUACGAUCCUGAUAAUGAUUGUAAGGGAAUUUUCAUGGAUUGGUUUUUGUUCCCUUCAUGUUGUGUAUGCAGAUGUAAUCCUUAAUAGUAUCAGAAUCAUCAAAUUAAUGACUUAAGAAAAAGAAAAAUAAACGUAGUUUUAAGAUUAGAUAAAUGUUUAUUAACAAAAACUAGAGCACAUUAAUUUUUUUAAAAUCAUUUAUUAACAAUAUAAGAAUAUUAAAAAAGUGCUAAUUUAAGUUUGUAAUAAGUAUAGACGUCAAUAAUAAAGAGUUUAAUUAAAAAAACAAAAAAUAAUGAAAUUUAAAUCAAAAAGUCAAAAAAAACUAUAUUUGUGUAGCUUGUAAAUAAAAAAUAGAACACAAAAUUAACUACUUUAAAAUUAUUCAUAUAAGAUUAUAAG
This is a messenger RNA of Eupeodes corollae, 2729 nucleotides long. RefSeq names its product protein spaetzle 3 (gene spz3). The transcript is spliced from 6 exons. Gene Ontology annotation, biological process: innate immune response; central nervous system formation; regulation of Toll signaling pathway. Gene Ontology annotation, cellular component: extracellular region. Lineage: Eukaryota; Metazoa; Arthropoda; Insecta; Diptera; Syrphidae. The record is from RefSeq and is a predicted model, not a curated record. The coding region runs from base 654 to 2411 and encodes 585 amino acids. Gene Ontology annotation, molecular function: growth factor activity; Toll binding.